This is a messenger RNA of Oncorhynchus mykiss (rainbow trout), 9297 nucleotides long. The record is from RefSeq and is a predicted model, not a curated record. Lineage: Eukaryota; Metazoa; Chordata; Actinopteri; Salmoniformes; Salmonidae.
AUGAGCUCUGAGAUGAACGGUCCACCAGCUCAGAGCCAACUGACAGAGACAGACAGUAGACUACAGAGGAGGGCUAAUGCACUGCGGAGGAAACGGGAUCUCCUAGGGGAGGAGACAUUCAGUCCACUUCUCUCUGAAGCAACUCUCCCUCGCAGUGUUCUACACAAUUACACCGCCCGCGAUGCCUCCUCAGAGUACUGUGGCUGUCUGAAUGGGGGCUGGUGUCAGGAGGGAGGUGUGUGUGACUGUGCACAGUUCCAGGCCCUCGGAGACCGCUGCCAGAUCAUUCCUAACCAGGGCCAAGACAGAGAUGGGAUCUGCAGGUCUUGGGGUCAGCACCACUAUGAGACGUUCGAUGGCAGCUACUUCUACUACCCUGGAACCUGCUCCUACAUACUGGCCCAGGACUGCCGCUCAGCCACACCACAGUACACAGUGUGGGUCCAUAACAGCCGUGUGUGUGAGGGCAGUGUGUACUCCUGUCCCAGGGCUCUCAGUCUCUUCUUCCCCAACGAGGAGGAGAUCCACAUCUCUGGAUACCAAGUCCACCAGGGGGGCCGCAGGCUGAGCCUGCCCCAAACAAUAGGAGGUGUGUUUAUAGAGCGUCUGGCUGACUACCUUCUGGUGAAGAGUGUGUUUGGCUUCUCUCUGGCGUGGGACGGAGAGAGCGGAGUAUAUCUGAAGAUGUCUGAACAGCACCACGGCACCCCCUGUGGCCUCUGUGGGAACUAUAACAACCUGCCCAACGAUGACCUCACCACUGCCCGCGGUGUGCAGACAGAGGAGCCAGCCGUGUUUGCUAACAGCUGGUCAGUAGAUCUGCCCCAUGAGAGAGGUUGUCCUCUGGUGGACAUUGACUUCACUGGACCCUGCCACUCUGAGUCUGAUAUGGACGAUGCCAUAGAGAAGUGCAGUGCUCUCCUGUUCUUCCCCUUCCUGUCCUGUCAUGAUAACAUUGAUCCAAACCCCUACGUGGCCAGCUGUGUCGCUGACCUCUGUGUGUCUGAUGAUGAGGAAACGUUUUGUCGUGCGUUGGUGGAGUACACACGAGCCUGCAGCCAUGUAGGAUACCCUGUACGAGAGUGGCGAGACAGCUUCCCUUCCUGCAAUGAUGGUUGUGAGGAGAGUUUUGUCCAUAGAGACUGUAUUAGCUGCUGCCCUCCCACCUGUACCUUUGACAAGGAAUGUCUAGGAACCAACUUGCACUGUCUGGACGGAUGCUACUGCCCUGAUGGGUUGAUUCUACAGAAUGGGACGUGUAUAGCAGUGUCUCAGUGUCCUUGUGUCUAUCACGGCACCUCAUAUACACAGGGACACACUCUGGAGCAGGGCUGCAGCGUCUGUGUGUGUAUGGGGGGAGUGUGGAACUGCACAGAGAACAACUGUACAGCGGAGUGUUCAGUAGUCGGUGAUGUGUUUGUGACGUCGUUCGAUGGGAGGAUGUUCCUGCAGCCGGGGGCGUGUCAGUACGUCUUGGUUAAGAGCCGGAUUGGCAACAGAUUCACUGUUACUGUUCAGUACACCACCUGCACAGAGGCCCAGCAGCAGGCGUGUAUCCAGUCGGUGACAGUGGUACUGGAUGAAAAUGUUAGUCACCAGGUGACUCUGACCCGAGAGGGGGAGGUGCUUAUAGGGGUCAACCCCGCUCCCACCUUGCCCUACACCAAUGAUGUAGUGGAGGUGCAGAGGCUAACGUCGGUGUUCGUCCAGCUGAGGACCUUGCUUGGACUGCGUCUGCAGUAUGACGGCCGUGGUGGGCGCGUCUACCUACAACUGGACAGCCAAUGGCGUGGGAACACGCUAGGCCUUUGUGGAACCUUCAACGGAAAUCUUCGGGACGACUUCCUUUCUCCAGCAGGGAUGAUAGAGGGGACUCCCCAGCUCCAUGCUAACUCCUGGAGGGUCUCAUCUGCUUGCGCCGCCCCCAUCAACCAGCCAAUCAUCGACCCCUGUGAGAUGAACCAGCACAACGUGUUCUAUGCCUCUCUGUGUGAGGUUUUGAUGGGGAGUGUGUUUUCUCCCUGCCAUGGUUACGUCAGUCCCAGUGUGUACCAGCAACAGUGUCGCUACCAGGCAUGUCGCUGUGGAAACACCUGUCUGUGUACGGCCCUGGCCCACUACACUUACCUCUGCUCCAAACACCAUGUUGCAGUCAACUACAGGGCCCACGUCUCAGAGUGCGGUGUGGUGUGUAUGGGUGGGAUGCUGUUCCAUUCCUGUGUGUCGUCCUGUGGCCGCUCGUGCCGCUCCCUCUCCAGUGGAGAGACCUGUAACCAUGAUGACUGUGCUGAGGGGUGUGGCUGCUCAGAGGGCAGUUACUACGAUGACGUACGACAACGCUGUGUUCAGUUGUCUCAGUGUCAUUGCUACUCUAUUGGCGGAGUGUCCCAGCCAGGGGAGGUGUCCUUCAGCGCCGCCGGCCCUUGCCUUUGCAGGAAUGGAAGGAUGGAGUGUGUACCAGAAGAAAGAGAGCCGGAGCGAGGCCAGUGUCCGGAGGGAAAGGUGUUCCACGGCUGUUCUGAGCCCCAGGGGGUCCAGGGGGUGGUGGCUUGGCGAGGAGGUGUGGCCUGUGAGCUCACCUGUCGGAACCUGAUGUUGAACCUCACCUGUCCUCCCACCACACCCUGCAUACCUGGCUGUGUCUGCCCACCUGGGCUGGUUCUGCACCGUGGGGAGUGUUACUACCCAGAGAACUGUCCCUGUGCCUGGCUGGGCCUGGAGUAUCUGCCAGGAGAGACCGUCGACACCCCCUGUUACAGAUGUGUGUGUCACCGGGGGUAUUUUAACUGUAAUUACUCUCCGUGUCCGGCAGUAUGUACGGUCUACAGCGACAGACACUACCACACCUUCGACGGCCUGGAGUAUGACUAUCACUCGGACUGUCAGGUCUACUUACUCAAGAGUAUAGAUGGUGAGGUGUCCAUCGUGGCCCAGAAUAAGGAUUGUUAUCAGAGUGGGAUCGUCUGUAUGAAGAUGCUGGUCAUCCAUGUUGGAUUCACCAAGAUUUACUUCAACGACAACUCAGGCCAGCCUAGCCCCUCCAGUGUGGUAGGUAAGGGGUCAGAGUUUGAGCUGUGGUCAGCAGGCUACUACACAGCCAUCCACUUCCCCAAACAGGACCUGACCGUUCUCUGGGACCGCAAGACAACCGUGCACAUCAGAGCUGGACCACAGUGGAAGGGUCUCCUGAGUGGUCUGUGUGGGAACUUUGACAGUGUGACGGUGAAUGACAUGACCACGUCCAGUCACAUGGAGGUCAGCAAUGCUCAGGGCUUUGGAGACAGCUGGGCUCUGGGACAGUGUGAGAGUGACUAUGUGGUGAAGAGAGCGUGUGAAGGAGACCUGGGUAGACAGCCGUACGCCAAGAGAGAGUGUGCACUACUCUACAGUGACAUCUUUAUCCCCUGUCACAACGUGGUGGAUGUAUCAUGGUUCUAUAGGAACUGCUUGACAGACACGUGUAACUGUAACCGAGGCGGAGACUGUGAGUGUCUGUGUACGUCCAUUGCUGCCUAUGCACACACCUGCUGUCAAAACGGUGUCACUGUGGUCUGGAGAAACCCCUCUGUCUGCCCCUAUGAUUGUGAAUACUACAACCAAGAGUUAGGUGAAGGACCGUUUUCGGUGGUCAGUGCUGUAUAUAACGCUACAGUCUUCGGUGUGAACAGAACCAGUGGGUCAGUGUUUCCUCUAGUUAGGGAGUUCGUAGGCGGGCUGCCUCCCCCUGGGCUACUCUUCAACUUCAUGAUCACAGCAGGCCUACAGAAGGACCGCACAUCACGUCUCCCGGUGGUCUCUCUGGAGUCAGCAGAGCGUCCUAACUACUUCCUGGUUGUGUCUGAGCGUACUGGACUGCGGUUGGAGCAGUGGACCCGAGGGGAGGAGUUUGGCCACAGGGCUUCCUUCCUGCAGCACCAGGGGGUGUUCCUGCCUGGCCACACCUCUUUUGAGCUGAUUGGCCAGCCAGGAGUGUUCCUGACUCUGACACGCACGUCUGCACGAGCUCAGAAAUAUGACAACUCUGACAACUUCAAGACCAGCAGCUCCUUUACCCUGGAAGAGAGCAGUUUUGUGAUCCCGUACCGCAUGAUGUGUGAGUGGCGCUACCAUGCAUGUGCCAGUCCGUGUGUCCGUACAUGCAGCGACCCCGCUGCCACACGCUGCCACUUCCUGCCCCCGGUGGAGGGCUGUUUCCCUCGCUGCCCCAAAAACAUGGUUCUUGAUGAAGUCACCAGGAGAUGUGUCUACACAGAGGACUGUGUGUCCCUACCUCCCACUCCUACACCCUACGCCUUCGUAAACCGAACGACCACCACCCCAACUACUACUACUGUUAGGUCUACUAGUACUAUUACUACAUCUAGGACCACGACUACUAGUACCAGAACUACAACCAGUGCUGCCUCUACAACUGUUACUGCCACCAGAGCCCCCACUACGCCCAGUACAGCCCACCUAACAGAGAGUUUCACUCCCACCCUCACCCCUCCUCACUCCCCCUCUCCUCCUCCCCCUUCUCUGCCUGCAUCCUCCACCCCCACUGUGACUGAGGACACCCCUUUACCUGCAGUCUCUCCCUCCAUCUCCCCCUCUCCCUCCCCCACCAUUACUAGCAGCACCACUGGGGUCACGACCCCGACCUUGACCCCUGCAGUGGUCACUAGAGUAACUAUGGAAAUGCCAUCCCCUACUUCCCCCAGCCUGGUAGUGACCGAAUCCACCACUCCUCUUCUCUCUCCUGAUUCUCCCUCUCGCACUCCCCCUCCUCCCCCUCCUGCUACCCCUCCCCAGCCUUCCACCCAGCCUUCCAGCUCCCCCUCAGCUCCCCCUAUCUCCUCCCCCACUUCCUUUUCCCUUCCUCCCCCUCUCUCCUCCUCCACCCCCACCCUGACCACCACAGAAACACACCGUCCUGUUGCUACGCCCACGGAGACUACCUCUGUAUUCCCAGUCAUUUAUGACACCUCCGUUACCAUGUCGACAUCACCCCCCGAGACGACGGAGUCCAUAACAACGGAAACAGCCACUAGCCCAGACUCCUCUCAUACACCUGAGGCAGUCAGCAUGCCGACAGUGCUGUCCCCCUUCCUCCUGCCCACCACCCCCUGCACACCCCCGUAUUCCUACCGUGUUGAUGAAUGUGCAGAGCUGAUCUGUUUUAACGGGGAGCUGCUCCUCCAUAACUCCUCCCUCCACUGUCGGUACAACACCACUCCUCCUCGCUGCUCUCUGCUGGGCAUGGCUGUCCUCACCAACACCGACCCCUGCUGCCCGCUCUGGCAGUGCCCCUGUCGCUGCUCUGUGAUGUCAGACCUGCGUGUGAUAACGUUUGACGGUAACAACGUGGCGCUGUAUGAUAACGGCUCCUACAUCCUGGUCUACCUGCCCACAGAGAACAUCAUAGGAACAGUGAACAAAUGCCCUACCAGCCAGAGCGUCAACUCCAUCAGACGACCUAGCCCUAGUGGUGGAACGUCAGGUCUGUGUUUCAAGAACUUGAACAUCACCACUCCCUCCUACAGGAUCAUCAUCAACCGUCUUGACCGCAAGGUGUCAGUGAACCACAUCAAGGCGCGGCUGCCUUUCUCCCGCCAGGCUCUGUCAGUAGAGGACACAGGCAGUAUGUACCUGAUCACCACUCCUGGAGGAGUCAACAUACAGUGGUACCACAGCACUGGCAUCAUGGUGCUGCAAUACACCGCCCUCUCCAACACAUCUGCUCCUACUAGAGGCCUCUGUGGGUGUUGUGACGGGAACCCGGCUGAUGACCUGAAGCUGCCUAACGGUACGGUAGUGAGGGAGGUGGCAGACCUGGGUCUGUUCCUGCAGGCCUGGAGGGUCCACACCUCAGAGGACACGGAACACACACGACGCAUCGGAGACAACUGUACCACUGGAGACUGCUCCACCUGUCUCUCCAUGCUCAGACAGAGACCUUUCACUCCCUGCCACAGCAAGGUGUCUCCAGAGCAGUUCUGUGAUGUGAUGUGGGCAGGGGACCUCCACUAUAAGGCCCACCAGUGUGACUUCCUGGCAGCCUACGUAGCUGUCUGCUACACUUACCAAGUCUGCAUCAACUGGAGACGACACAACUUCUGCCCGUUGAGGUGUCCUUCAGGUAGGGAGUACCAGGCGUGUGUGUCGACCUGUACCACCCGGACCUGUCAGAACAGAGAGUUCUAUGAGGAGACCACCUGCUCCCACAUCAGAGAGGAGUGUGUGUGUCGCUCUGGAACCAUCCUGCACCGAGCAGACUCCACUUACUGCGUCACAGAGGAGCAGUGUGUGUGUACGGAUAACGAGGGGUCUCCGCGGGCCCCUGGGGAGGUGUGGAAUGGGUCAUUGCGUGGCUGCUGUCUGUUCCGCUGCCUGGAGAACGGUUCUGUGGUGGCAGUAGAACCUGACUGCAGCUUUAGUCCCACUCCGCUGUGUGAGAGGGAGGGAGAGUACGUACUGGAUGUCCUGGAAGAGGGGGCUUGCUGUCCCAAGAAGAUCUGUGAGUGUAAUCUGACCAUCUGUGAGAGUGAGGCUCCGCCCUGUGAAAAUGGGAACCGGCUGGUGAUUGGUUACAGUGCCUUGUCCUGCUGCCCAGAGUACCGUUGUGAGUGCGACCCCCAUGCCUGUCCCCCCGUCACCGCCCCUGAGUGCAGAGAAGAUCAGUUCCUCGUGGAGGUCCGUGAGGACAACUCCUGCUGUUACUCCUUCCUGUGUGUGUGUGAGUCAUGUAUCGAGCCCGUCCCAGCCUGUUCCGAUGGCGAGAUAUUAGCUGUGAAUCUAAACACCACUAACAGCUGCUGCCCUCAAUACCACUGUGUGUGUGAUGUGAACCUGUGUCCUGAGUCGUCUCUGACCUGCUCUCCUGGCCUGUCUUUGGUCCAAACCACCCACCCUGGACACUGCUGCCCCGACCACCGCUGUGAAUGCCAGUGUGAGGACAGCUCUCUCCCAGUCUGUCAGGUGGGGGAGGUACAGGUGGAGGUUCCAGACAGCAGAAGCAUCUGUGGCUGCCCCCGCUACACCUGCAAGAAGGCAGAGGUGUGUGUGUUCCAGGGAGUCACGGUGCUGGGGCCAGGGCAGAGCCUGAUUCAGUACUAUGAAGGAGAGCUGUGUUACACCGUACACUGUCUGACACACCGUGACACACACACCGGAUACUACGCCAUGGACGUGUCCGCUGUCAACUGCUCUCAGAAGUGUGGCCCGCACCAGCUUUACGCAGCAUCGUCAGAUCCUCAGGUGUGCUGUGGCUCCUGUAAGAACGUCUCCUGUUCCUUCAACAUCCACAACAGAACCACUGAGGUCUUCACUGCGGGGAGCUCCUGGGUAGAUAACUGUACACGGUACGACUGUGUGGAGACGGCAGGGGGAACCGUGGUGCUGGCCUCAGGGGUGGUCUGCCCCCCCUUCAACGACACAGAGUGCACUCAGAAUGGGGGCGUGGUCCAGAGCUAUGUGGACGGCUGUUGCAGAACGUGUAAGGAGGACGGUAAGAUGUGUAAGCGUGUAGCAAUCCGAACCACCAUCAGGAAAGACGACUGCAGGAGCAACGCGCCGUUGACAGUGUAUUCGUGUGAUGGGAAGUGUCCGUCUGCCACCAUCUUUAACUUCAACAUCAACAGCCACGCCCGCUUCUGUAAGUGCUGCAGAGAGAGUGGACUACAAUCCCGCUCCGUCACCCUCUACUGCUCACGCAAUGCUACCCUGGUGGACUACAGCUUCCAGGAACCUCUAGACUGCUCCUGCCUAUGGAACUAAAGAUAUCUACUGUAAUCCAGGGGUAGGCAACUAGAUUCAGGAGGAUGGUCGGGGGCAUGGAAAAUUAUUAUAAUAAUUUGUACACUGUACACACACUGAAGAAGGCUGUAAAGACGAAACAUCUGUGUACGCUAUCCCUGAUGCAGUAGAAAAAUGUAACAUAUUGAAUAAUGAAGUAAGCUUUAUGCAACAUAUUUUGUGAACCCAUUACACCUCUUUGUUUGUCUGAAUUCACAGGUUUUAUGCACCAGCCAAGCUUCUGGGAGAGCGUGAUAGUUCUCUUUUGAUUAGUUACACUGCAAAUUGACCACAACUAAGCCAAAAAAUAAAUGCUAUUUGAAAAUAACAAUCAUUUCAUACAUUGAGACACGUCUUUUUUUUUGUGGGAAUACUUGGAAACAUUUCCUAAACUAAAGUCAUUUUUAGCUGAAUUCCUGGUGAUUUUACAGUCUUUUUUAACGUAAAACUAAAGUCUAUCUACCCUGAUCUAGUCAAUGUGAGCUCCAGUAUGGUAAACAGUAGGUUGGACGGAGGAUGGAAGGUUAGAGGUCAGACAGGUGAAGACUCCAGGUAGGCGAGUUCUUUAGUCUUCCUUCAGUCUGUUGUUGAAGGGUGUAUGCUGGCCUGUUGUAGUGACCCUGUCAUUACAGAUGUGUAGGGCUGUAACCAGUUCCUCCUGUACUAUGAUAACACUAGUCCUAUCUGUACUGCUGUAGCCUGCUCCUCCUCGUGUGUAACACUAGCUAGUCCUCUCUGGCUUUAUAAUGUUCAGAUCAGUUGGUCCCAGCUGACAGGACUACUGCUGAUUUAGUAUGUCAGUGAUCUAGUUCUCUCCUGAUGACUGACAUGUUUAAUAUGCCGCUAAUAUUUGUCUUAGAACAAAAAAGAUUCAUUACAAAUGUAAAGCUUUUAUACAAAAUUAUUUGGAUUUAAAUCAAUUAAUUAUUAAUCCACCUAAGCAUCUGGAAGUAGAUGAUCUGUAAUUCUACAGAAGGCUGUAUCUGCUGUGUUGUUUAUUGUGAAGCAUUGUGCCAGUAAUCAUACAGUAUCUGCUGUGUUGUUUAUUGUGAAGCAUUGUGCCAGUAAUCAUAUAGUAUGUGCUGUGUUGUUUAUUGUGAAGCAUUGUGCCAGUAAUCAUACAGUAUCUGCUGUGUUGUUUAUUGUGAAGCAUUGUGCCAGUAAUCAUACAGUAUGUGCUGUGUUGUUUAUUAUGAAGCAUUGUGCCAGUAAUCAUAUAGUAUGUGCUGUGUUGUUUAUUGUGAAGCAUUGUGCCAGUAAUCAUACAGUAUCUGCUGUGUUGUUUAUUGUGAAGCAUUGUGCCAGUAAUCAUACAGUAUGUGCUGUGUUGUUUAUUAUGAAGCAUUGUGCUAGUAAUCAUACAGUAUCUGCUGUGUUGUUUAUUGUGAAGCAUUGUGGCAGUAAUCAUAUAGUAUGUGCUGUGUUGUUUAUUAUGAAGCAUUGUGCCAGUAAUCAUACAGUAUGUGCUGUUGCCAUCACACAGAUGUUACCACUCAGAAUAGAACAAUAAAAUACUCAACAGUG